Messenger RNA from Histoplasma mississippiense, 966 nucleotides. RefSeq lists its product with no specific name. Gene Ontology annotation, molecular function: nucleic acid binding. The transcript is spliced from 2 exons. The record is from RefSeq and is a predicted model, not a curated record. Bases 1 to 966 code for a protein of 321 amino acids. Lineage: Eukaryota; Fungi; Ascomycota; Eurotiomycetes; Onygenales; Ajellomycetaceae.
AUGGCAGCCAGAGGGGUCCUCCCAGUUUUCCACACAACACCCAUCACCAUCCUAUAUCAGGAUGCUGGGCUCCCAUCAGCAAUGGUAGCUCUGGAGGAGGUCAAAAUGCGAUUCGCGACAAGGCUUCAGGUGGUGGAUGAGAAGCACCCACUGACUUCACAGAUAGCAUCUCCAAUGAUCACACAAGGAAGAGGGGCUGGAACCCAGCAGUGCUCAAAGAUCAAGAUCCAGUGGUUGGGGGUGCUGCUACCUGCAGUCAAUAGGCCCACACUUGCCAUCCCACACUACUUAGAGGAAUGCGGGACAGACCCCACAGAGGGUCUGGCCAGCUUCUCAGCUGCGCUGAGCCCUAUGUCACAUGUCUUCAACACUGAAGCAGUUGGUGCCUGCCGGGCAUUAGAGUGCGCUGUGAAGCUCCUACCUUGUGUCACAGGAGACAGCAGCAACUCUCAGAUCUGGCUCUGCCUUGACAACACCUCAGUCAUCUGGGGCAUACGGGGCAGUGCAGCAGCCUCCUCAAACUGGGCCUACAACCGCUGUCAUGAGCUCCUCAGACAGCACAAUAUCGGCCUGAAAUGGGCUCCUGAGCAUAUGAAGAUAGAGGGCAAUGAGGAAGCAGACCGCUUGGCUAAGCAGGCAGUCUCAUCCACUGCAGCCCCAGUCUAUGGACUCGAGGCCACACCCACAGUCAGUGGGGUCCGCACAGUGGCCAAGCAGCUCAGUCAAGAGACAAGGCGAAAGUGGUGGAGUGGAGCCUGUGGCAAGCUCUCUGACUGGUACCGGGGCUGGAGUUUCAGCAGGCCGACUGUGGAAUACCAAGUGAAGGCCCCUCCGGAGCUCACCAUGCCACGGCAUGCCCUUCACCACUGGCUUGCACUCCGAUCCUCUCAUGGGGACUUCUCCUGGUACCACAGGCGUUUCCAGCAUGCAGAUGCAAGGCUCAUCUGUGUCUGUGGACACAACUAG